Messenger RNA from Prunus avium (sweet cherry), 1792 nucleotides. The record is from RefSeq and is a predicted model, not a curated record. NCBI's taxonomy places the organism in Eukaryota, Viridiplantae, Streptophyta, Magnoliopsida, Rosales, Rosaceae.
CGCAGCUGAGUUGGAUAAGGCGCUGGGCUGUUUGUUACAGAGGCAAGGGUUCGAAUCACUCCAUGCUCAACAAGAUAAUUUUCAGCAUUUUCCAAGUAUUUUUGGGUCAAAGUAUCGCGAGAAUAUAUCUCUAAAUUAUCACCAUUUCAGCUUGGAAAUUUCAGUCCAUGACCAAGACUAAUGCAAACAACGCUAUCAAUCCAGUGGCAGAAUGGCGACUAUAAAUAUAGACCAAACGAAACGUACGUACCAAGUGGCAGAAAUUUCAACACAAAAAGAUCAAACAUUGUCAAUCGUUCAAAUGCGGACAGUGACAGACCAUCAACUAACCCAUAAAAAAUAAGUGAAACACCACCCCGUUCAUCGCACAUGCAAAUUCGCAAAUGCCCAGAAAAAAAAAUGUUUUUAAACACUUUGCUUGUCUUCUUCUUCCUCUUCCCAUUUUGCACAUCCAUUGACACCAUAGCAGCGAACCAGCAUUUGAAAGAUGGUGACUUUAUAGUUUCCAAAGAAAACAACUUUGAAUUAGGCUUCUUCAGCCCCGGCAACUCGAGCUCUCGCUACGUUGGGAUUUGGUAUGUUAAUAAGUCUGAAAAGGCAGUGGUUUGGGUUGCAAACAGAAACAAACCCAUCAAUGAUACCUCUGGUGUUCUCACAAUCAACAGGUACGGAAAAUUGGUUCUUUAUGCUCACAAUAUUGACAACGUUUCUAUUUGGUCAACAAAUGCGUUGGUCGAAACCACAAGCACUUGCGUAGCUCAGCUUUUAGAUACAGGAAAUUUAGUGCUUUUACCGGAUAGUAUUAGUAAAAGUGAAAGCUUUAUAUGGCAGAGUUUUGAUUAUCCUACAGAUACUCUACUUCCAGGAAUGAAAGUUGGGUUGAAUUGGAAAACUGGGAUGGAAUGGGUUUUAACAUCUUGGACGUCCCAAAAUGACCCUGGAACUGGGAACUAUAGCUUGAGGCUCUAUUCAAACCAGACUGCUACGGCCCAAUAUUUUCUGUACAAGGGUUUGACCAAAUAUUGGAGAAGUGAUCCAGGGCCAUGGCCCAAUUUUGUGAGUAAUAAUGAAGAAAGGUAUUAUUUCCUUUUAACUGAUAACACCUCUGUAAUUAGAUCGGUGUUGACGGAUUAUGGGAUACUACAACAACUGAGAUGGAAUGAUGCUGUUAAUCAAUGGGAGGAACAUUGGGCUGCACCAAAAUACCGGUGUGACCGAUAUGGACAGUGUGGGGCCAACAGCAAAUGUAGCCCUGACAAUUUUGAUGUGUUUGAAUGUGAGUGCCUACCGGGGUAUGAACCAAAAUCUUUGAAUGAUUGGAACCGGAGAGAUGGGUCAGACGGGUGUGUGAGCAAGCGAAUUGGGGUGUCAAACUGUGGGGAUGAGGAUGGGUUUGUGAAGGUGGCGCGGGUGAAAGAUCCGGACACAUUGAAAGCAGCACAAUUGUUGCCAAAUACUGGUGCCAAUGAGUGUAAGCAGGCGUGCUUAAGCAAUUGUUCCUGCACGGCGUAUAUUAGCAUAGGAUGGGAAGGCCGCAUUGAUUGCAUGGCAUGGUACGGUGAGUUGUGGGACAUUUUAGUACACACGGAGCUAGGGCGAGAUCUAUAUGUUCGUGUGGACAAAAUGGAAUUAGCUGAGAAUACCAGAAAAUCAAAAGGUUUUCUCAAAAGUAGGGGCUUGCUGGCUAUUCCAAUGGCGGCUGUUGCAUUGGUACUAAUCAUUGGGUUUGCCUGCUGGUGGCUUAAGAAAAAGAGGAAGAUGAAAGGUAUGAGAAGUACUCAUCUGCUUUGAA